This is a messenger RNA of Zygosaccharomyces rouxii, 1674 nucleotides long. RefSeq names its product 5-aminolevulinate synthase (gene HEM1). Lineage: Eukaryota; Fungi; Ascomycota; Saccharomycetes; Saccharomycetales; Saccharomycetaceae. Gene Ontology annotation, biological process: heme biosynthetic process. The transcript has a single exon. Bases 1 to 1674 code for a protein of 557 amino acids. Gene Ontology annotation, molecular function: pyridoxal phosphate binding; 5-aminolevulinate synthase activity. Gene Ontology annotation, cellular component: mitochondrion. The record is from RefSeq and is a predicted model, not a curated record.
AUGGAGUCUAUUGCACGUCAAUCGGUCAAGAUGUGCCCAUUCAUGCAGCGUGCUGGUUCUGCGAAAGGUUUGAAAGCUUUGCAUAAUUCUAAUUUGCCAGCAGCAGCUCGUCAAUGUCCUAUUGUAGGUCAUGCUAUGAAAAGAACUUAUGCUACUGCUACCGGCGCACCCAGAGAAGCAUCAGCUAGUAAUGCUAAAGCUGCUAGAAAUGCAAAUGAAGUAGUUGCUAAUCACGCGACUCAGGAAUCCACUUUUGACUACAACGGUCUUUUCGAAAGUGAAAUUGACAAGAAAAGAGUUGACAAAUCUUAUCGUUUUUUCAACAAUAUCAACAGAUUGGCUAAAGAAUUUCCUAAGGCCCAUCGUGACGUGGAAGAGGAUAAGGUUACCGUAUGGUGCUCCAAUGACUAUUUGGCAUUAUCCAAAAAUCAACAAGUCGUUGAUGCUAUGAAAAAGACUUUGGACAGGUAUGGUGCCGGUGCCGGUGGUACCAGAAACAUUGCUGGUCAUAACAGACACGCACUAAGAUUGGAAGCCGAAAUUGCGGCUUUGCACAAGAAGGAGGGUGCCCUUGUCUUUUCAUCUUGCUAUGUGGCUAACGAUGCGGUUCUCUCAUUGUUGGGACAAAAGGUCAAGGAUUUGGUUAUCUUUAGUGAUGAACUAAACCACGCUUCUAUGAUUAUGGGUAUGAAGCAUGCUCAAACAACAAAACACAUCUUCAGACAUAACAACUACGCCCAUUUGGAAGAAUUAUUGCAGAUGUACCCUAAAUCAACUCCCAAGUUAAUUGCUUUUGAAUCUGUCUAUUCAAUGGCAGGUUCCGUUGCUGAUAUCGAUAAAAUCUGUAGUUUAGCUGAGAAAUACGGUGCACUAACAUUUUUGGAUGAAGUUCACGCCGUUGGUCUCUACGGCCCUCAUGGUGCAGGUGUUGCCGAACAUUGCGAUUUUGAACCUCAUCGUGUUACUGGUGUUGAGAGUGUCCCAGGUAACUCUACUGUAAUGGACCGUGUUGAUAUGAUUACCGGAACUUUAGGUAAAUCAUUUGGUACUGUUGGAGGAUACGUGGCAGCCUCUCAGAGAUUAGUUGACUGGUUAAGAUCAUAUGCCCCAGGCUUUAUCUUCACCACCUCGUUACCACCUUCAGUGAUGGCAGGUGCUACCGAAGCUAUUAGAUACCAACGUUCUCAUUUGGAACUAAGACAAUUACAACAAUUACAUACCGGUUACGUGAAGCAAGGGAUGAAGGAGCUAGGAAUUCCAGUUAUACCCAAUCCUUCUCACAUCGUGCCUGUUUUAGUUGGUAAUCCUGAUCUAGCGAAGCAAGCUUCGGAUAUGUUGAUGGAUAAACACAAAAUUUAUGUUCAAGCAAUUAACUUCCCUACAGUUUCAAGAGGUACUGAAAGGUUACGUAUUACUCCAACUCCUGGUCACACUGACGAUUUGUCAGAGAUUCUUUUGAAUGCAGUUGAUGAUGUCUUUAAGGAAUUGCAAUUGCCUCGUGUUAGAGAUUGGGAGUCUCAAGGUGGUAUUCUUGGUGUCGGUGAGCCUGGAUUCGUCGAACAAUCAAAUCUUUGGACUGAGGAACAAUUAAGUUUGACUAACGACCAUUUGAAUCCAAAUGUCCUUGACCCAAUCUUAGAUCAUUUGGAGGUAUCGAGUGGUAUUAAAGUUUAA